Molecule: messenger RNA, 1494 nt
Organism: Cordyceps fumosorosea ARSEF 2679
Lineage: Eukaryota; Fungi; Ascomycota; Sordariomycetes; Hypocreales; Cordycipitaceae
Product: Fungal transcriptional regulatory protein
Exons: 2
Coding region: 1-1494 (497 amino acids)
Source: RefSeq, a predicted model, not a curated record
AUGUCGCAGUGCACCAAUGAGCGUCCACACUGCCGCAAGUGCACAAGCAGCGGCCGAGAGUGCGAGGGCUACGAGCGCGAGCGUGUCUUCAUCACCGGCACGCCCGAGGACCGCGGCCGCGUCGCUUCCCACCCCAAGCGCGUCACCUCAUCCGGGUCAGGGUCCGGGUCCGGGUCCGGGAGCAAGAAGCAGCAGCUGAAGCAACAUUCCAAGUCGCCUCAGCCAAAGCGAGAGCGCUCCGAGUCACACUCGCCCAAGUUUGCCCAGACGCCGCUCAACAACUCGGCCUGGGACGACAAUCUAGAUCUCUCCCGCGGCGGCAAGAACAUUGCCGCCCUGCACACCAGCCUGCAUACCGUUGUGCGCUCUCCGGGAGCCGCCCUCUCCGGGAGCAGCUUCGGAAUUGCCCUCCCGCCAUACUCGCCGAUCGAGCUUCACGGUGAACACCACAACGAACAUGUGGCCAGCCAUGAUGCGCCGCUCUGGGUGAGUGCUAAGUGCCUACUCUGCCACCAUGGCAUCCAAGGAGAUGCCCAAUCCGCCGGCUACUGUCUCUUCUUGUUCGAGCAGGCCUCACCAAGUGCCGACUGGGGACUCGCCUCGGAAUCCAUGAUCAAGCGACUCGGUCCGCUCAGUUUCACCUCCUUCCCGAACCACCAGUUCUUCGUGCGCGUCUAUCGCCCCAUCGGCGUCUGCCUGGCCGUGCUUAACCGCCGCGAGACCUUCCUCUCCGACUCGGAGUGGACGUCGCUGCCGUGGAAGAAUCACCGCAAGUCAUCCCUCGAUGCCCUCUUCGACAUCAUGCUGCGGCUGCCGCCCGUCCUUGCGCAGACGGACGCACUCAUCCCCCAGACGCCCUCGGUCGAGCGUCGCUAUAAGGCCCAGACCCUGCUUCACACGUGCCUGAUGAUUGAGCGCCAAUUUGCCGCCUGGCUCGGCCACUCGAUGGGCGACGUCGACCACCUCCGCGCCGUGGAGAGUGCCGGCGCGGCGUCCCUCGGCGCGGCGACCACGUACGAGUUCCACGAUGAGCUGACUGCCUUCACCAUGCUCUACUACUGGAUGUCACAGAUAAUCUUUCACCGCUGCGUCCUCGAUCUUCUUGCCGUUGUCGGACAGCCCGUGCUUGAUCCUUACACGGGCAUCUGGCUGACCGCUCCACCGCCGUCCGGCAACAACAACAUGCAGCUCGACCCUUCUCGAUACCACGACGGCCGCGAAAUGGCCGCCAAGAUCUGCCGCGGGCUGGACUCCGCCCUUAGUCUCACCGCGCAGCCCGACAUGCUCGUCGCGCCCAUGACCGUCGCCCUUGACUUCUACCACAACCUCCAGAUGACAUCCGGCGGCGCCGGCGGCUUCGACGGCAUGGGAGCGCAGGACGGUGUCUACGAGACCAUUGAGCUCGAGCUCUUCCGUACUCGCCUUGUCGCCAAGGGCCAGGGCGUUGCCGACAAUCUGCAGGGCCAGAUGUGGGACGAGAUUGCGCAAUACUGA